Piliocolobus tephrosceles (Ugandan red Colobus) is the source of this 1417-nucleotide messenger RNA. It is a transcript of the gene PTGER1, whose product is annotated as prostaglandin E receptor 1. Gene Ontology annotation, cellular component: plasma membrane. NCBI's taxonomy places the organism in Eukaryota, Metazoa, Chordata, Mammalia, Primates, Cercopithecidae. Gene Ontology annotation, molecular function: prostaglandin E receptor activity. The transcript has 3 exons. Gene Ontology annotation, biological process: positive regulation of cytosolic calcium ion concentration; adenylate cyclase-activating G protein-coupled receptor signaling pathway; inflammatory response. Bases 113 to 1321 code for a protein of 402 amino acids. The record is from RefSeq and is a predicted model, not a curated record.
GGGAGGGAGGAAGCGGCCUGCCGGAGAGCCAGGGCGCAGUGGGCAGCAGGACGGAGCGGCCGGUGAUGGGGACCCCGCAUCCCAGGCAGUGCUGGCACUCCUGGCGCCUGACAUGAGCCCUUGCGGGCCCCUCAACCUGAGCCUGGCGGGCGAGGCGACUACAUGCGCGGCGCCCUGGGUCCCCAACGCGUCGGCCGUGCCGCCGUCGGGCGCUUCGCCCGCGCUGCCCAUCUUCUCCAUGACGCUGGGCGCCGUGUCCAACCUGCUGGCGCUGGCGCUGCUGGCGCAGGCCGCGGGCCGCCUGCGACGCCGCCGCUCCGCCGCCACCUUCCUGCUGUUCGUGGCCAGCCUGCUGGCCACCGACCUGGCAGGCCACGUGAUCCCGGGCGCGCUAGUGCUGCGCCUGUACACUGCGGGGCGCGCUCCGGCCGGCGGGGCCUGCCACUUCCUGGGCGGCUGCAUGGUCUUCUUCGGCCUGUGCCCGCUGCUGCUGGGCUGCGGCAUGGCGGUGGAGCGCUGCGUGGGCGUCACGCGGCCGCUGCUCCACGCCGCGCGGGUCUCGGUCUCCCGCGCGCGCCUGGCGCUGGCCGCGGUAGCUGCGGUGGCCUUAGCCGUGGCGCUGCUACCGCUGGCGCGCGUGGGCCGCUACGAGCUGCAGUACCCGGGCACGUGGUGCUUCAUCGGCCUGGGUCCCUCGGGCGGCUGGCGCCAGGCACUGCUCGCCGGCCUCUUCGCCGGCCUCGGCCUGGUCGCUCUCCUCGCCGCGCUGGUGUGCAACACGCUCAGCGGCCUGGCCCUGCUGCGCGCCCGCUGGCGACGCCGCUCCCGAGGGCCUCCCCCGGCCUCGGGCCCCGACAGCCGGCGUCGCUGGGGGGCGCGCGGACCCCGCUCGGCCUCCGCCUCGUCCGCCUCGUCCAUCGCUUCAGCCUCCACAGCCUUUGGCGGCUCCCAGAGCCGCGGCUCAGCACGCAGAGCUCGCACCCACGACGUGGAGAUGGUGGGCCAGCUUGUCGGUAUCAUGGUGGUGUCGUGCAUCUGCUGGAGUCCAAUGCUGGUGUUGGUGGCGCUGGCCGUCGGGGGCUGGAGUUCUACCUCCCUGCAGCGGCCACUGUUCCUGGCCGUGCGCCUUGCCUCCUGGAACCAGAUCCUGGACCCUUGGGUGUACAUCCUGCUGCGCCAGGCCGUGCUGCGCCAACUGCUUCGCUUCCUGCCCCCGAGGGCCAGGGCCAAGGGCGGCCCCGCGGGGCUGGGCCUAACCCCGAGCGCCUGGGAGGCCAGCUCGCUGCGCAGCUCCCGGCACAGCGGCCUCAGCCACUUCUAAGCACAACCGGAGGCCCAACGACGAAGCCAGCCCACCCUGGGGCCGGGCCCAGGUGCGCGGCGCAGAGCCUUUGAGGAAUAAAAAGCCAUUCUGCGA